CGAGAGCGCUCAGACAGCGAGCUGCGGAGAAAAAUAACGGACCAGCCACCGCGCUGGAUCUCUCCUCCUUACCGACGCGGGGGGGGGAACCAAACCGAGGAAUACUGGUGUUUUAUUCAAACGAAGAAACGGGUCUAAAACCUCGCUGAACAGACAAGAUUCCUGGCAGAGUGUGUGAGCGCUACAGGGGAUCAGUCGGUGUGUUUGUGAGAAGUACUUUCCUAACGGCAGACAUGGAGACCCAUUUCCUGAUGAGAGUGUUGUGAGUCCGGCGCAGCCCUGUCGCGCCCACAGCGUCCCCUCUCGGCCCGGGUGGCCCACCACGGCCCCCCGGCCUCCUCAAUGAAGGGGUAUCAUGUCAGCCGCAGCCUGUCCCAGCACUCUUCUGGCGGGGGGCACACACAAUGUGACCCGGGCCCGGGCCCUGGCUCCGUCCGAGAGUACCACCGCCACCCCUCUGAACACUACGACCGGGCGGGGAACCCCUUCUACGCCCCCGGUGGUCCCCCAGAACCCCUAGCUCUGGAGCAUCGCUCCCACACCCACUCUGGAGGGGGGACGUUCCCCCGCUCCCACCCCAACCAGCAUCCCCCGACCCAGCAGUUGUACGACUCAUGUGAGGAUUGUCUGUCCACGGUGGGGGGUCACGGGGGUAAGAUGCAUCGCAUGCCUCCUAACCUCCAGGAUCAGUUUGAAAAGCAGCUUCCCUUCCACCCUGACGGGUUCCACACCCUGCAGUACCAGAGGAGCGCCAGCGGGGCGGAACAGCGCGGCGAGAGCCCCUCCCGUAUCCGCCACCUGGUUCACUCAGUCCAGAAACUCUUCGCCAAGUCCCACUCCCUCGAGGCGCCGUCAAAGAGGGAAUACAACGGCACACGAGGAGGGGAAUACCGAGAAAGAGGAGGAGGGGGGCCCAGGAGCGGAGGAGAGGAAGGUGGCGGGCAUAAUCAUUCGGGCCACCAAUCCCGCUCGGCGAGGCGCAGCAAAUCCCGCGAGCGCUCCAAAAGCGGGGAUGGGCGCCACGAAUCCUCCAGCAGGCGGCACAGGAGCCGAACCGCGGGGUGGUGGAGCUCCGACGACAACCUCGAUAGUGACAGCAGCUUCUUGGUAACCGGGGGCAACACCGGGCCAGGUGGUCGAGGUGGCGGGCGAGGCGGAUACCCCACGGGCCACGAGAGUCUGGACGCUGCCAUCCAGGAGCUGACCAUGAAGAAACUGCCCAGACAGGGGAGUGUACCACCAGGGCCCGGGCCGGGGGAGUGCAUGGCCUGUACCACUCUGGCCCUGGCAGGGGGGGAGGGUGGUGGAGGGGGAGUGGCAGGGUACCAUGGAGGGCCAGGACAACACUCUCUGAAGAGGAGCACGUGGUCGGCCAUGACGGUCAGCCAGGCUAGAGAGGUGUACCCAUCGUCUGUCCGGGGAGGAGGAGGAGGAGGAGGAGGAGGAGGCUAUGACAAGGCCUUGGUACCUCUGGAGAACAAACUGAAGGAGAGGACCUUUCACUACUUACAGGUCCCGUCAGACGGGGUGGAGUGGGGUGGUCCUGACGGAGAGGGGGAGAUCCCCUGCAGGCGCAUGCGGAGCGGCAGCUACGUUAAGGCCAUGGGAGACGACGACAGUCAGGACUCUGAUGCCAGUCCUAAAGCCUCUCCUAAAACCACCAUCAUCGCCCAGAGAGAGGCCUUCAGACGCUCUGUCAGCAUGGACCACAGGUCAUCUGCCACCAAGUACUCAUGUAAGCAGUGUGUAGAUUCUACUCUACCCUAUGCUAACAGCCGAACCAAGCCCAAAAACCACGCCCGCUCUCGGAGCUACACUCGUUCUUUAACCAGCUCACAGCUGGGUGACUCUCUGAAUCGUCAGUUUGAAGCGGUGUGUGAGACCAUGUUUGGAGAGAUUGAGAGUCAGGCGGUGGAAGCCUUGGAUCUACCUGGAUGCUUCCGGACCCGUUCCCAUAGUUACGUCCGCGCCAUCCAGGCCGGCUGUUCCCAAGACGACGACUGCCUGUCCGUCUUCUCCAUAUCGGGACCCCAGGGUAGCAUCAAGGGAGGAGCCAUUUUUCCAUACCGUAAGGGUGGCCCUCCCCCCCUCCCUCCUCGUAUGUCCAAGCCUAUCAUCUCUGUGAGGGCUCAGAGUAGUACAGAGUCUACCCAGGAUACCUACUUCCAGAACACAGGCCAGCCUGCCCUGGGACGACCCAGGCAACACCAUAGCCACUCUGUCGACCUGGGAAUCACUGAUGUUGUGGUGUCUGGUCAGACCUCCAGGGGAUCCAGGGAAGGAGGUUACUACACAGGACCAGGACAAGGCCGCUCCCGCCAGCACUCCAACUCAGCCGAGAGUCUGGACGGGGUCCUCCGGGGCGGGCGUGAGCUGAUGCCCUAUGGAGGAGGAGGACAGGGACCCAUCAGAGUCAAACACAGUGGCUCCGCGGAUAGUCUCCUGGAGGGGCCCAGGGGAAGGGAGAGGGGAGAGAGGGAUAUGAGGCGGGCAGGGGGGAGUCUGUGGAAGUCUGCCUCCCUCCCACAGAACAGUAUGGUGCUGAGUAAGAUGGGAGGAGGAGGAGGAGGAGGAGGAAGAGGAGGAGGACAGGAGGAGAACAAGACAGAGGGAAGAGGAAGGAAUUGGAGGCCUUCUAUCGCUGUACAGGUGGACAGCCCGGGGACCCUGACAGACUCGGACGCGGAGAGCAAGGCUCUGAGAGAGGUUCACUCUAUAGGAGUGCAGGUGGAGGAAGACAAGAGGCGUGCUCGGUUCAAGCGCUCCAACAGCGUGACGGCCGGCGUCCAGGCAGACCUGGAUCCAGAGGGGGGUUACCCAGGCCUCACCAUCGCUGUACCUACCCAGGAUAAGAACCUACAGUUCCCAGGCCACACCAUCGCUGUUCCUACCCAGGAUAAGAGCCCCCAGUUCGGCUGCUCCUUCCAGAGACACUCCUCAGAGCCAGGGUCAACCGACCAGUACGCAGAGUACCACCGCACGGUGCACACCCAGGGCCAGUGGACCUACAGAGAGGACUAUGUUCAGGAUGGUUACGCUACAGACAACCACCAGAUCCCCCCGCUGCCCCCGCGGGCCCACUCCCCCCUGCCCCUCGCUGCGGACCGUGGAGGCUGGACAGGUACACCCCAGCCCUCACUGGAGGGGGGCCCCCGGAGUCUGCCCGACUCUGGUCGCGCCUCGCCCUGUCUGAGAGACGGAGAGUUUUUCCUACGCCUCCUUCAGAUGGAGGUGGAGAGGAUGGAGGGAUGGUGUCAGAACAUGGAGAGAGAGGCGGAGGAGAACGAGCUGCCGGAGGAGGUUCUGGAGCUGAUCCGUAAUGCGGUGGGCAGUGCCCAGAUGCUCAUGUCUCAGAAGGUCCAGCAGUUCUUCCGUCUGUGCCAGCAAAGCGUGGACCCCUCAGCAUACCCCCAGCCCACCUCUCAGGACCUGUCCGGGCUCUGGGACCUGCUCCAGCUCAACAUGGAAGACGUCAGGGUCAAGUUCCAGCACCUCCAGAGGCUCAAGGACUCCGGCUGGAGGCUUCCCCCAGACAAGAAGGAUGACAAGAAGCUUCCUCCCCCACUACCAAAGAAGCCAGCUGGGGGAGUGAGUGGCAGUCUCCGUGCUGACAGCGUCAACGACCUCUCAGUGGAACGAGGGGUAGGAGGAGGCGGAGGGGUGUUGGUGAUGGCCCGUAGCGGGGGUGUGGGACGGGCCGUGCCUAUCCGGGAGAAGUCCUUAGACCUGGGGGACAGACAGAGGACUGAGGCACGCAGGAGACUGCUCCAGACCAAGAGGUCCUCUUCCUUCAGACAGAACUCAGCCACGGAGAGCGCCGACAGCAUCGAGAUCUACAUCCCAGAGGCUCAGACCCGGCUCUGAACAUGGUGAUACAGCCCUUUAUCCCAGUGAACAGAACCGACCCGACGCCUGGGACAGCCUAAAUAUAGAGAUAUAGCUAGCUAUCCCAACCUAGAACGACCACAACCAUUGAGAUCUACAUCCCGGAGGCUCAGACCCAGUUCUGAACACUGGAACCAACUAAACGUGGAGAUACAACCUAUUUUCUGAGGAUCCUGGAUCAACCAAAACUCUCCCAAGUUCCAUACACUGAUCCCCCCUCUCCCAAUGACGAUAUGGGCCAUACUGACUUUCUCAAGCCUUCACUGUUGGGGGAUGCUGGGUCCCAUCGUCAUGGCAUUCCAUGGACGAGGCAAGACAGAAGGGGAGAGCCAUUUGUGCCCUGGAACUUUGAAUCCCCAAUAAACAAACACAAACAAUCUGUGGCGAGAAUGAUGACUACGGGGAUCACAGUUGACUCCACACACACAUUUAUUUCCCUCAUCUUAGUCGGGGGGAGAGAGAGAUAGAGCUGUAAAAUACAGUGACAGUCACUGAAAGGUGUAGUCAUGCAAUAGUAGCAUGUCUGUGCAUGCCUGUCCACCUAUAGCGUAGCCUAGCCACGCCUGGAAUAGCCUAGCCUAUCUUAGCCUCUUAGCUCAUCUUAGCCUCUUAGCCUAUCUUAGCCUCUUAGCUCAUCUUAGCCUCUUAGCCUAUUUUAGCCCAUUUUAGCCUCUUAGCUCAUCUUAGCCUCUUAGCCUAUCUUAGCCUCUUAGCUCAUCUUAGCCUCUUAGCCUAUCUUAGCCUAGCUUCCAUCUUCACAGGAAAUAAGGGCUUCACAAAUCUCAACCACUCUUGUGGGCAUGGAGCAGAUUCUCCCUCUAAAUGGCCACUCAACAUCACCCAAGGCUCUAAAGGUAAUCUCAAUAUCAACUAGCUACCGUUCGACGCCAUUUGGCUAGUUGGCUGCAUCCUCUGAAGACUGUGUUAAUACACACUCACUCAACAUUCAACUGUGGAUUUCAUUUUAACCUACAUGCCUCCUACACAUGUCCCGGUCAACACUCAUUCACCUAAGGUUUUAUUCUCUCGCGACUCCUUCCUAUUGGCCCGAGCAUCCAUCAAUCUACCAGCUGUCUGGGCAGCAGUGUACUGUUUGAAGGAGAGUGUGUUUUUCUUUUUUUGUACAUCGUUUUGAACGAUGCUGUUCACCAGCUAUCUAGUGUGGCACGGUAUACUUGACAGCCAGAGAACAUCACAAACAAACAAAAAACCUUGAAGCUGUUUUCAUUUUUUUGUUAUAGAUAUUCCUUCUGAAGUGUAAAAGGUUUGGCAGUGGGUGGGUGGUUUGAUUCUUUUUUUUUUUUUGAGUUUUAGAGUUUUUCAGAAUAUUGAAAUUUCACAACAGGGGAUCCUUUUUCACUGUGAGACAAUGGCACCCCCUGGUGGCCAAAAUGAGAAUCACAGAAUAACUGUCAGAGGAGGAGGGUGUGUGGGACUGGGGAAUAUCGGCCUCAUAAAAACAGGAGACUUACGUAGCAAAAAAAGUCUUAUGUAUUUUUUAGAUAUAUUUAUUACAUUUCCAACAAAAAUGAUUUUUUUCAAGAUUGGAUCGACAAGCAAAAUGGCAAAAUGAAUUGAAGAGCUGCGAGAAUUGAAGGCGAUUUCUCUGCCUGUCAGCUUCCUCCUCCCUCUAUGUAACUUCAGCACAAGACCCUUCCAACGGAGAGAGGGAUUAACUCUUUGCUCUCCUUUCACCCCCCCCCCCCCCCUCCCUCUCUCUCUCUCUCUCUUCCUGUCUCUCAAUUCAAUUCAAUUCAA
Oncorhynchus mykiss (rainbow trout) is the source of this 5643-nucleotide messenger RNA. NCBI's taxonomy places the organism in Eukaryota, Metazoa, Chordata, Actinopteri, Salmoniformes, Salmonidae. The record is from RefSeq and is a predicted model, not a curated record.